AUGAAAAAAUAUUUAAAUUUAGGAUUGUUUAUUGUAAUUGGUAUAGCUUAUGAAAAAGCUUGCCUUUGUUUAAAACCAUUAAACCUCACUUUAGGUUUCGUUUUACAACAGCAGCGACUUGCUUUUUCUCCAUUUGUCCUCAAUUUGUUGCCACAAAAUUUGAGAGCAAAAUUUUAUUACUUUUCCAAUGAAAUGUCAUUAAAAAUAUCUCAAUUUCAUUCGAAGAAUCUUCAUUUUCCUAGACUUACAGCAUUUGCUGCAGCAAUGAAUGCCGAGAGAAAUAAAAACUUAUAA
Molecule: messenger RNA, 294 nt
Organism: Clunio marinus
Lineage: Eukaryota; Metazoa; Arthropoda; Insecta; Diptera; Chironomidae
Source: the annotation of a GenBank genome assembly